Messenger RNA from Eruca vesicaria subsp. sativa (arugula), 698 nucleotides. The record is from the annotation of a GenBank genome assembly. Lineage: Eukaryota; Viridiplantae; Streptophyta; Magnoliopsida; Brassicales; Brassicaceae.
AUGGCAAACUUGAGUAUACUUAUUGGUUGCCUUGCCAUCAUCUUCUUCACUGUUGUUUCACCUGUAUCCUCAGCCACUCAUUCUGUUGAAUGGUCACUCGGGAAGGACUAUAGCUCCUUGGCUACUGGAAAACCUUAUGCCGUCGGAGACACCAUCGUAUUCAACUAUGGUGCGGGUCACACGGUGGACGAAGUGAGUGAAAGUGACUACAAAAGUUGCACAUUGGGGAACUCAAUUUCUUCCGACAGUAGCGGAACCACAAGCAUAGUUCUCAAGAAAGCUGGUUCUCACUACUUCAUUUGCGCUAUCCCCGGCCACUGUGACGGUGGCAUGAAGCUCUCUGUCAACGUAGGUGCAGCAGCCUCUUCAGACGGUGGUGGUGACAGUGGUGGCAGCACCACCCCCAAAACUACACCUUCUCCAACCGUAGAGGGCAAGAAGGCUGCUCCUACCACUUCUGCCACUUCUGUGUUGAAGCCGUUCAAGGCUUUGGUUGUGACUUGCGUUGUUGUAUUAUUAUAUGCUUUGGCUCUUUCUUAGUAGUCUUUAAUUUCUUUUUUCGUUUGGUUUGGCUCCUAUGAAAGUCCAGGCUAGAGGCAGUGCUAUGAGCCCUAUUAUUAUAUGCUUCUCGAGUUCUUGUUAUGAUUAGUUGUUCUAUGAUAUUCACUUUUCCUCUGUUUCGUAUUUAAUUAUUUUUU